UGAUUUUGAGAACAUAAGUGGAAACAAGAAAUUUUGGAAGGACGCAAUGGCAAGGAAAAACGACAUUGUAACCGCCACCGGCCUCCUCAACACCACAAGACUAUCUCCAGAUUUAUCUUCGGAUUCCAUCCGUCUGCUCGAUGACUUCAUGAGAUCCAUAAGAGUUUAUGGGACUAGCUUUCCUCCUGAACACCAGGCCAGGGGCGCUUUCUGUCACCUUACUCAAGGUGUCCUCCAUGUCCACCACAUCCAUCCUGGGAAACUCAUGUGCCUGCUAGUCGUCAAACCUGCUAUCAUGAAUGGUUUUGGUGGGAUGCACGGGGUGCGGUUGGUGCAAUAGCUGAGAGAGUGGCGAUUGCUUGGGCUAGAACAAUUGUGGGAAAGGAUAGAGAGCUAUUUCUUGGAGACUUAAGCAUGUCUUACCUCACAUCUGCUCCUCUUAAUGCAGAAGUGAUGGUUCAUGGAUAUGUAGUUAAGAGUGGAAGAAGUAUAAUUGUAGUUGCUAUGGAAUUUAAACCGAAGGACUCUGAUAAAUUGGUUUACAUUUCUCGUGCAACUUUGUAUCAUACAACAGCUGCAAGUUUGUGAACGGGCAAUUCUUUUCUCAAAUAGGUUAACCUUGCUACAACAGACUGGUGUUGCAUCCAGUUUCGAGGGCAUGCCUUCCUGUUUUAUUGAUAUUCAAUUUUACCGUUUUGGUUACUUUUUGGUACAUAUGAAUCU
Messenger RNA from Cuscuta europaea, 723 nucleotides. Lineage: Eukaryota; Viridiplantae; Streptophyta; Magnoliopsida; Solanales; Convolvulaceae. The record is from the annotation of a GenBank genome assembly.